Messenger RNA from Loxodonta africana (African savanna elephant), 3153 nucleotides. RefSeq names its product glycoprotein VI platelet (gene GP6). The coding region runs from base 945 to 2864 and encodes 639 amino acids. The transcript has 15 exons. NCBI's taxonomy places the organism in Eukaryota, Metazoa, Chordata, Mammalia, Proboscidea, Elephantidae. The record is from RefSeq and is a predicted model, not a curated record.
CCAGGAAGGAAUCUUUCUGCUUCACCCUUCACAUUUGUUGAUGGCCUGGCUGAUGGAAAGAAAGAGGAAACUUUGCACUUAUGGAGAUUCAGAAAAGGCAAGUGAGUUGCUGCAGGUCAUUCAGUCUCUGUAAGAGGCAGAUCCACAAUUGGAACUGAUACUGGGCUGGCUCCUAAGCCUUGCCCUCCUCAGCCUCAUGUUCUGAGACAAGGGUAAUCUCUGGGUUUGAGUUUGACAUGAGGUGGACGCAGGCUGCUGGUGGUCAGGUAAGACCCAAUUCUGGUCUGAAAGCUUUUAAGAGCUUUCUAACUCCUCUACUGCAACCACUGGGGAGGGCAGAGCCAGGCCUCAGGGAGGGGCCGUUCCCUUUCCUGUGAGGCCACUGGUGACUAGAAUCCAGGACUUGUCACACCGUGUGCAUGCUUUACUGGACUUUUUAAGGUCAUUAUAAUUUGUCUGCACUGCUGGAUGCCGUGGAAGGCAGUGGUGUAACCCCAGCCCUCACUGUCCUUCUCUGUCUUGAUGAGCUUUGGGGAAAAGGGAAGAUAUGAGAUUUCCCUCCCAGGUCAUGGCCCCUUGGGAGACCCCAGGGACUCAGGAGGCUCAAGGGGAGGCUGAGCCUCUGGGGAAAGGAGAGAAUAUAUAUAGCACCAUGCAUUUCUCCCAAGUCUUUUCCUGGCUCUAAGAUCAAAUGGGGCAAGCCACAGAAUAACCUGAUGCUCACCCCUGCGGUGUUGGAGAAAGGGGAAGGAGUAUAGCCUGGCCUUGAAGUGUGAGUGGUUGCUCUUCCUGUAAAAGGAAGAGUUAUCAUCAGACUGAUAUUACCGGUCUUUUAAGAGGGCUUCUCAGCCCAGGCUGUUCCAUGACCAGGAGGCUUCUGUCCUCACAGGAAAGUUGUCUAUUUAGCAGUGCUGCAUGCAGGAGGUCUGGGCUGAGACACUGCCAUGAUCCCCAGGCUCAUUGUCCUACUUGCCCUCGGAUUUUGUCUGGAUCAGAAGAUUUGUGCCCAAAAUGGGAUCAAGCCCUCCAUCUGGGCAGUGCCAGAUACUGUGGUUCCCCAGCACAGUUCUGUGACCAUCCUCUGUAGCGGACCUACAGGAAUGACUUAUAUGCGUCUGCAAAGAGUAGAAUCCCGAGAGUGGGAUGAAAAACCCCCAACUGGAGCCAAGGAGGUGGUCAAUUUCUCCUUCCAGAAGGUGACACAAUUUCAUGCAAGGACUUAUUACUGUAGAUACAUGAAGGAAGGAACCUGGUCAAGACAAAGUGACCCACUAAAGCUGGUGGUGACAGGAGUCUUCAAGGGCAUACCCUAUCUGACUGCUCAUCCAGGCCCCCGUGUGACCCUAGGAGGGAAUGUGACCCUCCUUUGUCACUCAGAUCAUCACUAUGACAGCCUCCAUCUGUACAAAGAUGGAAGAAAAGCCUUGGGCUAUUUCCAUCAGGACCGUAACACCUUCCUCAUCUCCCCUGUGACUCUGACCAGUGAAGGGAUCUACACAUGCUAUGGUUCUUCUAGACAAAACCCUCUCCUCUGGUCACUGCCCAGCAAACCCCUUGACCUUGUGGUCACAGAUCCAUAUGGUCUUGAGCAAGGAUACAGUCACGUUGUGAUUGGGGUCUCGGCUGCCGUUGUCUUUAUUUUCCUCUUCCUCCUCCUCUUUCUUCUUUGCCGUUGGUAUCAUGCCAAACACAGAGCUAUUGAUGGUGAGACCAAGAACCAAGUCAAGUAUAACAGCUCCAGCCCAUCUCUGGAUGUCCAGGAAGAAAAUCAAUAUGCUACCAUUAAGGACAUCCAACCUGAGGAGUAUGAACAGAUGGAUACGCAGGUCCCCAAAGCAGAAGACCCCAAAGAAGUGACAUAUGCUGUGUUGCAACAGGAAAACCUUAUAAGGAGUGUGGAUGUCCCGUCCUCCUGCACCCUCAGGGAUGCCUCUCAACAGCCCUGUGUGUAUGCCACCCUCACCUUGCCCUGGCUGUGCCUGGGGAAGGUGAUACAAGCGCAGAAGGCCCCUCUCCCCAAGCCCUCCCUCCAGGCCUCCCCCAGUGCCCUGGUACCUCUGGGGAAGUCGGUGAUCGUCCAAUGCCGGGGGCCUCCAGGCGUAGACUUGUACCGGCUGGAAAAACUGUCAUCUGGGAAGUAUGAGGAUCGGGCAGUCCUUUCCAUUCCGGUCAUGAGGGAGAGUUUCGCUGGACAGUACCGCUGCACCUAUCAGAACGGGACUGUGUGGUCUCCAUCCAGUGACCUGUUGGAUCUGGUUGCUAUUGGAGGUUUCUCCAAGCCCUCACUGUCAGCCUUGCCCAGCUCAUCAGUGUCCCAAGGAGGGGAUGUGACCCUAUGGUGUCGGACCCAAUUUGGCUUUGACCGCUUUGCUCUGUACAAGGAAGGAGACCCUGGGCCCUCCAAGAGCCCUGAGAGGUGGUACCAGGCCGAAUUCCCCAUCAUCACUGUGACUGCUGCCCACAGUGGGACCUACCGGUGCUACAGUUUUUCCAGUUCAUUUCCAUACUUGUGGUCACAUCCCAGUGACCCCCUGGUGCUCGUGGUCACAGGAACCUCUGUGACUCCUAGCUGGUUACCCACAAAGCGACCUACACCUGUAUCAGGGACUUCUAAGAACAUUGCUGUCUUUUCAACGGAGUCAGGUUCUCCAACCGGCCUUGCCCACCAGUACUACACCAAGGGCAAUUUGGUCCGGAUAUGCCUUGGUGCUGUGAUUCUAGUACUCCUGGUGGGUAUUCUAGUAGAAGAUUGGCACAGCCGGAAGAAACUCCUGGUGCACAGAGUCAGAGCUGUCCAAAGACCACUCCCACCACUCCCACAGACCCCAAAACCACACCAGUUAGGACAGAGGUCAACCAGAUAGUCAUAGCCAUGGGUGCCACAAUUAGAAUCAUAGGCAUGGUCAUACUUAAGAGAUAGAUCGUGUGAGUGCGGAGAGAAAGAAGGUAGAGAUUUCAGAUGAGAAAAGGAAGGUCAUGUUACUUCUUGGUGGCUCCCAACUUGGAUCUGCUCCAUCAAGUAACAGUGUCUAUAUAAGAAUUCUAUUUUGGAGCAACAGGAAUCUAGCAGAGCUUCAACUCUCCUCGCUGGUAUUUCACACAUUUGUAGAUCUCGCAACGCUGUCCUCUUAUUUCCGCCCUCUCUAUUAUGGG